Synchiropus splendidus (mandarinfish) is the source of this 3256-nucleotide messenger RNA. It is a transcript of the gene rxfp2a, whose product is annotated as relaxin family peptide receptor 2a. The record is from RefSeq and is a predicted model, not a curated record. NCBI's taxonomy places the organism in Eukaryota, Metazoa, Chordata, Actinopteri, Syngnathiformes, Callionymidae. Gene Ontology annotation, cellular component: membrane. Gene Ontology annotation, biological process: G protein-coupled receptor signaling pathway. Gene Ontology annotation, molecular function: protein binding; G protein-coupled receptor activity.
GCCUGCACCCGCGGUCUUGCUAUUUCGCCGCGCAGAGGUGAAGUUUGGCGCGGAAAGAUGGAGCUCUGUGCUGUUCUUCUCCUCCUGCACUUAUCAUCCCACGCCAAGGUGUCAGCCCUGAAGGGCCAAACCGUGGGAUCAUCUCAGUGUCCCCUGGGCCAUUUCCCGUGUGGAAACAUGAGCGAGUGUCUUCCUCAGGCUCUGCAGUGUAACGGGCAUCAGGACUGUCCCAAUGGAGUGGACGAGUCCCACUGUGGUGACAAUGUUGGAUUUGCUGAUUUGUUUGGUGAGAGAGUGCAGAGGAACGAAGCGACAGAACUGAUGAAUGAGUGCUUCCUGCAGGAUUACCCGGAGUUUUGUAGCUGCUCACACACUGAAGUGGGAUGUGUGGAGGUCAACCUUCAGGAAGUUCCUCCACUCCCGCCCAAUGUAACGUGGCUUUCACUGAGAGGCAAUGAGAUCCAGCUGUUGCCCGAUUUUGUCUUCUUUGAAUGUACUUCACUUGAGCGACUGUUUAUGCAAAAUAACCACCUCAAUUUCAUAUCCAAGGAUGCCUUCAGCGGCGUGCACAAGUUAGAAAGACUGUUCCUGAGUGAAAAUUUUAUAUCCUCGCUCACUCCUGGAGUCUUCAAGGACCUUCGUCAGUUGCAGUGGCUGAUUUUGGAUCAUAACCCACUUGGUGUCGUGUCUCCGGAGAGCUUCUACGGGCUUCAGUCUUUAAUAUAUUUGUCCAUGGUGAACACGUCGCUGAGGCAGAUUCCGCAUCCCAGCUUCUGUCAACACAUGCCUGCGCUGGACUGGCUAGACCUUGAAGGGAAUUUCAUCCAAGACCUCAACUAUUCAAUACUGAAAACGUGCAACAGUUUGGAGGUCCUGGUAUUGAUAGACAAUCAGAUCCAACGCAUCCCUGAAAACACCUUCCAGUCUUUGUGGAAACUGGCUGAUCUAAAUCUUGCAAAGAACCGGAUCAGUGAGCUGCCUAAUAAUACCUUCAGGAGCAUGUCCAAGUCUCUCCGUAAACUAAAUGUUUCCUACAAUCCCUCUCUCCGCAUUCGUUCCUCCAACUUCAUCCAACUGACAAACCUGCAGUCUCUUGCUCUGGAGGGGAUUGAAAUCCCCGAAAUUCAAACCACGAUGUUCCUCCCUAUGGCAAACCUGUCCCACAUAUAUUUCAAGUCUUUCCAGUACUGCUCUUAUGCGCCUCAUGUCCGCUCCUGCAAGCCCAACACUGAUGGGAUCUCAUCAUUCAAGGACCUUCUGGCCAACACAGUGCUGCGUGUGUCCGUCUGGGUCAUCGCCUUCAUCACGUGCUUUGGUAACCUCUUGGUCAUUGCUAUGCGAUCUGUCAUUCAGGCGGAGAACAACUUACACGCCAUCGGCAUCAAGGUCCUCUGCUGUGCCGACUGCCUCAUGGGGGUUUAUCUGUUCUUUGUUGGUGCGUUUGACAUGACCUAUAGAGGGCAGUACAACCGUUAUGCCCUGCUGUGGAUGGAGAGUGUGGAGUGCCGCACCAUCGGCUUCCUGGCCAUGCUCUCCUCAGAGGUGUCAGUUCUCCUGCUGACCUAUCUCACACUGGAAAAGUUCCUGGUUAUUGUGUUCCCCUUCAGAAACCUGCGCCCUGGGAAGCUGCUGACUGGGGUGAUUCUGGUCUCUAUUUGGGUGCUUGGUUUCGUCAUAGCAGCUGUGCCACUGAUAUAUGCGGAGAUAUUUGGGAACUAUUAUGGAAGGAAUGGGGUUUGUUUUCCGCUGCACUCAGACAUGCUGGAAAAGCCUACAGCUAAAGAAUAUUCCACUGGGAUUUUCCUGGGUGUAAAUCUCGUGGCCUUCCUGGUGAUCGUCGUCUCCUACUUGUGGAUGUUCUUCUCCAUCUACAAAACUGGCAUCAACGCGACAGCGCUCAGACGCAGACGUCCUAGCGACGUGGCUGUGGCCAACAGGUUUUUCUUUAUCGUGUUCUCUGACGCCCUCUGCUGGAUUCCCAUCUUUCUGGUCAAGGCGCUCUCCUUGUUGGAGGUGGAAAUACCAGGCACCAUUUCCAGCUGGGUUGUGAUCUUCAUCCUCCCCAUCAACAGCGCCUUGAACCCCAUCCUCUACACCCUGACCACCAGCUUCUUCAGUGAGCAGGUGGAACUUUUACUCUGCAAAUGGCAGCGGAAACGCAUUAAAAAAGACCCCAAAAGUCUCACGUCCUCCACCAUUUUCAUGGACUCCUCACUUGUUUCAUGCAAACAACAUAGUGCCUACCUCCAGCAGGUCUGUGGAGGACCUCGCUCUGCCUGAAGAAUGUCAUGACUUGUGAGUGGAUGGAGCGUGCAGUUACUCAUUGGUUGGGUGUGGAUCAUUGAACAGGACAGUUAAGCAAGGGUGCAUGAGAUGUGAGAUAUGGGGAUGAUCGUUCGGCAAAAGACUGCGUGAUUAUUGAUUGCUUUUCAACAAGAGAGGUUGGGGUCAGACUGGUCCUGACUUUGUCUGUGCCACGCCUCUGCAGUGACAUUCAGUACCUUGAAAACAUUUUUUUGCUGGAAACUUGCAGAUCGAUUUCCUGUUGAUCAAAGGUCCCUUGAGGCAGUUUAAUGGGCUUGUGUUACAAGGUUGGUCUGGUGAUCACUGUCCAUGUCUUAUUUUGAAUUUUUAGAAAAAGGCUGCAGAAUAAUAACAGAAUAAGAACUAACAAAGUUGCUCAAUGGUUCUUUUGGACGACACAUCCAUUUAUUUCUUGAACUUGAUAAAGGGCGCAGAACAAUACUGUUACACAGUGAUCAUUUCUGUGUUUUUUUAUCAUGAACGACUGGGUUCUGAACAAGACAGCUUUUACGCAUGAAAUGUUCAGCUGAAGUGCCAAAUGACUACUUCGCCUUGUGGAACAUUGGUCUUUGGUCUAUUGUUCCACUGCAGAAACCGAAGAAGAGGUGUGGUGGCGAUCAAAAUGCACAUAUCCUCCAAAAGAGCCUUUUGUUGAUGGGUUGACUGUUCUUGUUGUGUUCUACUGUGUCUGUUCUGUGAUGUCAUCUGAAUGCAGGAUUGUGUGGUAAUGAAGAUGUUAGACAGACUAUCAUAAUAAAAAAAUAUUGCGGCUCUACUUGAGCUCAAGUUGUCUAUGUCACCAUCUCAGACUCAUUUCAGAGGUUUGCCAAAGCAAGUGAGGCUACUCCACCUUCAACUGGCCACAUCUUUAGUCACACGUCUGUGCUUAACAUGUUCGCCAUCUGUCUCCAAUUUUCUCUCCGUCCAGCUGUACAUCAUGGCUGCUCUCAAU